This is a messenger RNA of Linum trigynum, 845 nucleotides long. The record is from the annotation of a GenBank genome assembly. Lineage: Eukaryota; Viridiplantae; Streptophyta; Magnoliopsida; Malpighiales; Linaceae.
CUGCCUACUAAAGUCUAAAACCCAGCACUCGUCUCAUCGAGAAUUUAAAUACACACACAGAAAAGAGAAGGCCACAUAUUUUGAGAGAGAGAGAGAGAGAGAGAGAGAGAAAUCAUGGAUUCCAUGGGACACGGCGGCAUGUCAGGCAUGGGCGGCGGCUCUCCGGCGAGCAAUAUGACGACGAUGAUGCAGCAUCCGACGAAGAAGACGAUGAUGCACAUGACUUUCUUUUGGGGGAAGAACACGGAGAUGCUAUUCGCCGGCUGGCCUGGAUCUCGCACCGGGAUGUACGCGCUCGCCUUGGUCUUCAUCUUCUUCCUCGCUUUCCUCGUCGAGGGCCUCUCCCACUCCCGAUUCGUCAAGCCGUCCGGGCCCAACUCGUCCUCCUCCUCCGUGGGCCUGGCUCAGACCCUAGCCCACACGGUUCGGGUCGGGCUGGGCUACCUGGUGAUGCUGGCGGUCAUGUCUUUCAACGGCGGCGUGUUCCUGGCCGCCGUGGCCGGACACUCGCUGGGGUUCUUGCUGUUCCGGAGUAGGGUUUUCAAGAAACCUGAUGACCAGCCUCCUGCUAAAACAGUUGCUGCUCUCCCUCUCCACCAUUAAAGAAGACCAAGCUGUGAUAUUUUGUUGGAGUAUUAAUUGCGAUUUUGCCUUGAUAUUGUAAAAAAAAAUAAUAAUAAUUAAUGUCGCAAUGAAUGAUACUUCACAUGGUUUUCUGUGGUAAUUUUCGAAUUCGGGUUUAUAAUAUGGUAGACUUUUAAUGGUUCCAUGCUGUUCCUGCAAAUAUAUGAUAUCGUUCUAAUUUUAUCGGAUGUUAUUGUACCGAAUAAUGGUAACAGCCUGAU